Molecule: messenger RNA, 1926 nt
Organism: Elgaria multicarinata webbii
Lineage: Eukaryota; Metazoa; Chordata; Lepidosauria; Squamata; Anguidae
Gene: TRMT13
Product: tRNA methyltransferase 13 homolog
Exons: 11
Coding region: 6-1424 (472 amino acids)
Biological process (GO): tRNA methylation
Source: RefSeq, a predicted model, not a curated record
ACAAGAUGGCGGCGCCCGCCGAGUCGGUUUCCCCUCAGCCUGGGCGGUGCGCCUAUUUCGUGGAACGGAAGCGGCGCUUCUGCAAGAUGGUCCCGGCCCAGGGCAGGCGCUUCUGUGGGGAGCACGGCGCUCACGCCGAGGAUGAAAAUAGCAGAAAAAGGAUUCCUUGCCCUUUGGAUCCAAAACACACUGUAUAUGAAGAUCAGCUACAAAAACACUUGAAAAAGUGUAAUUCAAGAGAGAAGCCAAAGCCUGUCUACUUUGUUCAAGAUAUUAAUGCAGGAGUGAAAGACGCAACAGAGUUGCCUGAAGAACAGCAGGUACCAAUUUCUACACUUUCAAAAGAAAAGUUAGAGGACUUAAUUAGGAAGCUAAGAAGAGCAAGUAACAGUGUAAAUUAUGUACUUAAGGACCAAACCCUCUCUCAUCAGGCCUUACAAGAGGCUCUAAAAGACCCCCAAAAUGGAGAUGCAGCUUUUAAGCAUUUGAAACAACAGGCUUCUAUAUUAGGUAACAUGGAAAGACUGCAUUUGCUUGGAUCAGGGAACUGUUACGUUGAAUUUGGAGCUGGGCGAGGGAAGCUGUCCCACUGGGUGGAUAUAGCCUUACAAGAUGCUCAGGAUGUUCAUUUUCUUCUUGUUGAAAGAGCAGCUACCAGGUUCAAGGUAGAUGGCAAGCACAGAAAAAAUGGCUUUGAAAGGCUUCAAGUUGAUAUCCAGCAUUUAUGUUUAAAUAAGGUACCUGUUCUCGGGAAGGAGAAGCUACCUGUGAUAGGCAUUGGAAAGCAUGUAUGUGGUGCUGCAACAGAUCUUGCUUUGAGAUGCUUAAUUGAAACAUAUGCAAAAACUUGUGACAAAAAGGAAAGUCCUGCACCUAAACGCUUCAAGAUUGAUGAAGGAAACAUAACUUCUAAUAAUUCUGAUGAAACACUUAACAGCUUUAUAAAUGACCACUGGAGCCCUGUGGCUGGAAUUGUUAUUGCACUAUGUUGCCAUCACAGGUGUGAGUGGCAGCAUUACGUAGGCCAAGAAUUCUUUGCAACAGUAGGACUUGGGGCAAUGGAAUUCAAUUAUUUUAAAAGAAUGACAAGCUGGGCUACUUGUGGCAUGAGAGAAUCUGCAACAAAAGUCUAUGAAACUGACACACAGAAUGAAGAACAAAGUAAUGAGAAAGAAGAACAUGACCAAGAUGACAGAAGUGUUGAGUGCAAUUUGGAUAGCCUCCAAGGGCUACUAAACACUGAAGAACGAAAACAGAUAGGUCACCUUUGCAAACUGUUGAUUGAUUAUGGUCGGAUUCAAUAUUUACAGCAGAGAGGGUAUGAAGCGGUGUUGCAGCACUAUACAGAUUGCAGUGUGUCCUUAGAAAAUGUACUCUUGACAGCUGUGCCAUAUAAGUCUUCAUUAGCCCCCUCAACUGCUUAAAAGCAAGAGGAUUUCAGAAUGGUUAAACACACAGUUUGUAGGAACUUCCUUAAUUUCUAUCCAGUAUUGUUCUUACCAAACUGAUACUGGUUUUUAUAAUCUACUGUGGAACCAGAAGAAGGAAGCACCAAUUUACUCCUUUGCAUUAAGAGAAUACCUCAACAUCUUUGCUACAGUGAAUAUGAAUGCUCUUCAGUGUUUUUGUGCUUGGAAGAACUAUAAUAGUUACCUUCCAGUAACAGUGAAAACCCAGAUUGGCAUGGAUUUAUUUUUUUCAUUUGUCAGCCGAGGCAUCAGCUAGGAUAUCACUUUCCAUGUUUUCUGAAAGAGAAGAAGCUUAAUGGAACAAAUCCACAUGCCAAGAAACUUAAAUUUAUAUUUUAAAAAAUGUAAUGAGAAGAGAUUUAUAAUUCUCUAUAACCUUUUUGUAAGAGUUUUUAAAACAUGUUUUUAAAUUGCCUUUGAACUGUGCAUUCGCAUAAGAUUAAAGUACUUAAUUGAA